AUGGACAAUGGCGAGGUACAGUUUUCAGUGGUAGGAGAAGCUCCAGAAGCUAUUACAAGGAGGAAUAACAUGUGCGAAGAAAGUGUGUGUCGUGAAGUGACAAUAAACCUACCGCUUGAAAACAUUAAAUAUUGCCCAGUGUGUGAAUUAGUGCAUAAAUCAAUUGGUUUCUUAAAUCUCAAAGACUUAAAAACACACCUAAAUGAACAACACGGUGAAGUGAAAACAAAGUGGCAGUGUCGCAGUUGCAAAAAGUGUUUUCCCGGUGCCCAUAACUGCGUCUGUUAUAUCCCAAAAUGCAAAGGAGUACAAGAAACCAUGGAAAAAAACUUUAUUUGCGAAGAAUGUUCGGAAUCAUUCGCCACGAAGAGGGGCCUGUCAAUACAUGAGCUGCAUAGACACCCGCAAACAAGAAAUGACAAAAGAGCAGAAGAAUGCGCACCACGCACCCGUGCACGUGGUCGCAAAAACUAUUUGUGGACGAAUGAAGAAAUAAAUAAACUAAUUGAAUUAAACGAAAGGUUUAAAAACGAAAGAUAUCCGAACGUCAAGAUUCAAGAAUUCUUUCCAUCGAAGACGAUAAAGCAAAAGAGUAAUAAAAGAAAAGAUCUACGAACCGCGGAAAGACAAACCGUGCGCGGCAACCAGAACAUAAACAUAAGCACGGCCUCGAUCGAGAAUUAUUCACCGCGUUACACUGGGCCUUUAGAAGAGGUUUUAAUGGAAACAAACGAACCCGAAGCAACUCAAAAUGAGUACGAAGAACAAGAAGAAACGUGGCACAACGUGAUGCUUCGAGAAGCACAGAAUGUGACGCUCCCUGAAAACAACGAUUUCCAUGAGUGCAUUAAGGAACUGGAUCUAGCACUGCAAGAUAUAAUCACGAACCAAAACCUCGAAUUAAACAAGAAAAUUGAUAAAUGGAUAAACGACACACUAAAUCCAAAACUUCUAAAUAUCGGAAGUAAAGAGCACUGUAACGGAAACAGCAACGAACCAGACUCGCGCGCGAAACGUAACGGAAGUAAGAAGAACAAGAGGAAUCACAACGCACGCGCUAGAUACGGAUUCGCCCGCUGUCAGGAACUUUUCACGAAGUGCCCAAGGAAGCUGGCAGAAAUAGCAAUAAGUGGAGACUUUUCUGCCGUUGAGAUGCACAAGGAACUACCGACAGCUACGGAAAUCAGGCAACUAUAUAACGAACUUUGGGGCAAGAAUGGACCCGCAUCAAGAAAUAAUGAAGCCUGGGAAGCACCAGUUCCGGAUAUUGAAGCAUGCCCACCAUUCACAGUCCAAGAAAUAGAGAAAAGAAUAAAUAAAAUCAAAAAUGGGACAGCAGGUGGGCUCGAUCAAAUAACGAAAGUGCAUCUAAAGAAGAAUGGCGCUGCUGAAGUCGUUACAAAACUCUUCAACAUCCUGAUGCUCCUGAAUCACUACCCAGAACCAUGGAAAGAGCAAUGGACUUUAGGAUAA
Megachile rotundata (alfalfa leafcutting bee) is the source of this 1473-nucleotide messenger RNA. RefSeq lists its product as uncharacterized. The record is from RefSeq and is a predicted model, not a curated record. NCBI's taxonomy places the organism in Eukaryota, Metazoa, Arthropoda, Insecta, Hymenoptera, Megachilidae.